This is a messenger RNA of Microthlaspi erraticum, 954 nucleotides long. The record is from the annotation of a GenBank genome assembly. Lineage: Eukaryota; Viridiplantae; Streptophyta; Magnoliopsida; Brassicales; Brassicaceae.
AUGCCAAACCUAACGAGUUUAGAGUUUGAGGCGUUGGAUAUUUCCGGGGAUAAUUACCUCGCGUGGGCAUUGGAUGCCGAAAUCCACCUCAGUGCAAAAGAGCUUGGUGAAACAAUCAAGGGAGGGAAUGAGGCUGAAUCUAAGGAUAAGGCAAAAGCAAUGAUAUUCCUUCGCCAUCACCUCCACGAAGGUCUCAAGAGUGAGUACCUGAAUGUGAAAGAUCCACAAGUCCUUUGGACUAGUUUGAAAGAGAGGUAUGAUCACCAGAAAAUUGUGAUCUUACCUAGAGCUCGUUAUGAUUGGACACAUCUGAGACUCCAGGACUUUAAGUCUGUAAGUGAGUACAACUCAGCAUUGUUCAAGAUUACCUCCAAGUUGGAGUUAUGUGGAGAGAAAGUCACGGAUGCUGAUAUGUUAGAGAAGACAUUCUCUACAUUUCAUGCAAAUAAUGUUGUCCUGCAGACACAAUACCGUGAAAAGGGAUUCCAGAAGUAUUCCCAGUUGAUAUCUUGCCUUCUUGUGGCAGAGCAAAAUAAUGAGCUGUUGAUGAAAAAUCAUGGUCUGCGCCCAACUGGUUCUGCUCCAUUCCCUGAAGCGAAUGCGACGUCCUAUGAUAGGAAAGAACGAAACCACAAUGGACAAGGCCAUACCCGUGGUCGAGGUCGUGGUGGACGGGGUCGUGGCUAUGGUCGUGGACGUGGAAGAGAUUUUGGUGUACGCCAAAGAAUGUCGUUUAAGAAUGCACGCUCUCACCAAAAUCAGGAAAACAAAGGUGGUAACAAGCAAGUAACACAAGGGAAUGCAUGUUACCGCUGUGGAGGAAAUGACCAUUGGGCUCGUUUGUGCAGUACACCAAAACACCUUGUGGUCUUUAUCAACAAGUUGUUAAAGAAAAGGGAAAGAAUGUGGAAACAAAUUUGGUGUACGAAGAUGGUGAAGAUGAUUUUGAGAUGA